AUGGUGCAGCGAGCGGCGCGCGCACGGUCCGGUACCGCCACCGGUACCGGGACCGCCGCUGGCACCGCCCGCGAGGCCGCCGCAGAGCCCGCGUGGUGCAAGACGCCGAGCGGGCACAUCAAGCGGCCCAUGAACGCCUUCAUGGUGUGGUCGCAGCACGAGCGCCGCAAGAUCAUGGCCCAGUGGCCCGACAUGCACAACGCYGAGAUCUCCAAGCGGCUGGGGCGCCGCUGGCAGCUGCUGCGCGACGCCGACAAGGUGCCRUUCGUGCGCGAGGCCGAGCGCCUUCGCCUCCAGCACAUGGCCGACUACCCGCACUACAAGUACCGGCCCCGCAAACGGGGCAAGGGGGGUCCCGCUGCGCCCCGGCCRCGGCCCAAGACGAAGCCCCCGGCGCCGGGACGCAGGGCCAAGGCGAGGGGGGAAGYGGCGGCGCGCGGCGAGCGCCACGAAACCACCGGCCACCCUGCAGCACCGCAGCCUGAUGGGCCACCCAGUCCCGCCGGUGUCCCCGCCGUCACGGCGCCCUCGCCUGCAUCGCCCGCAUCAUCCUCAUCCUCCUCGGAUGAAGAGCUGGAGGAGGAGGAGGAGGAGGAGGAAGCGUCGUCGGGCAUCGUGGCGCCGGCGGCGCCCGCCCCCCUGGACUGGUCGGUGUUGGACAAGGAGCUGGAGCCGCGCGGCGGCCCCUCGCACUUCGACUUCCCGGACUAUUGCACGCCCGAGGUGACGGAGAUGAUCGCGGGCGACUGGCUCAUGUCCAGCAUCUCCGACCUGGUCUUUACGUACUGAGGCCCGUGCUCGGCAGGUAACGACGCUGCUUUCCUUUGGGGGUUGAUCU
Nothoprocta perdicaria is the source of this 838-nucleotide messenger RNA. RefSeq names its product SRY-box 12 (gene SOX12). Lineage: Eukaryota; Metazoa; Chordata; Aves; Tinamiformes; Tinamidae. The coding region runs from base 1 to 789 and encodes 262 amino acids. Gene Ontology annotation, biological process: negative regulation of transcription by RNA polymerase II; positive regulation of transcription by RNA polymerase II; anatomical structure morphogenesis. The record is from RefSeq and is a predicted model, not a curated record. Gene Ontology annotation, molecular function: RNA polymerase II cis-regulatory region sequence-specific DNA binding; DNA-binding transcription factor activity, RNA polymerase II-specific. The transcript has a single exon.